Argiope bruennichi is the source of this 1647-nucleotide messenger RNA. Its product is annotated as probable D-lactate dehydrogenase, mitochondrial. Gene Ontology annotation, cellular component: mitochondrion. Bases 160 to 1647 code for a protein of 495 amino acids. Gene Ontology annotation, biological process: lactate catabolic process. The transcript has 12 exons. The record is from RefSeq and is a predicted model, not a curated record. NCBI's taxonomy places the organism in Eukaryota, Metazoa, Arthropoda, Arachnida, Araneae, Araneidae. Gene Ontology annotation, molecular function: FAD binding; D-lactate dehydrogenase (cytochrome) activity; D-lactate dehydrogenase (NAD+) activity.
AUGGUUUAUUCUUCAUGACUGGAUCAAUUUUCGCUGUUUGAACACCUGCAAUUAUUUAUAAAACUAUACGCACUUAAAAAGCUGGUAAAUUUGAUCUGUUUGGUUAAAAAGUAGGAUCGGAAAUAAUUGUAGAUUUUUUUUGAUUGACUGUGAAUAAACAUGCGACUUUGGCGAUCUAGUAUUUUUAAAAGUUUGACAGAAUUUAAAUUAUAUUCUACAAAUAUUACAAAUGGCAUCAAAAACUGGCGGCAUAAAAAUGUUACUAGUGAAUUUGUGAAAAAGCUUUGUUCAGUUAUUGGUGAGGAUAAUGUUAAUACUUCCCUUGCUGUCCGAGAACAGUGUGGAACAGACGAAGGCUAUCAUGGAACUUCUCCCUCUGAUGUGGUUGUCUUUCCUCAGUCACGAGAUCAGAUUUCUGAGAUAGCAAAAUUAUGCAGCUCUUUUUGGGUCCCCAUGAUCCCUCGAGGUACUGGGACUGGUUUGGAGCAUGGAGUGGGAGCUACUAUGGGAGGUGUCUGUAUUGACUUAAGAUGUAUGACUUCUAUUAUAGAAGUGAAUGAAGAGGAUUUUGAUUGCACUGUAGAAGCAGGAGUGACAAGAAAGUCUUUAAACCAUCACAUUAAAGAUACAGGCCUUAUGUUUCCUGUCGAUCCAGGUGCAGAUGCUUCUCUAGGAGGAAUGGCUUCUACUUCUGCUUCAGGUACAAAUGCUGUACUUUAUGGAACUAUGAAAGAAAAUGUUCUGAAUUUGGAAGUUGUUCUUGCAGAUGGAAGUAUUCUUCACACAGCUGGUCCUAAUAGAAGGACAAGGAAAUCUGCUGCUGGAUAUAACUUGACUGAACUUUUUGUUGGAUCCGAAGGAACUCUAGGUAUCAUAUCUAAAGUCACUCUUAGGCUGCAUGCUGUACCACAGAUGAUGAUUUCAGCCAUUUGUUCCUUUCCAACAAUUCAGAAUGCUGUUCAGUCUGUUGUGCAUAUCCUUCAAAGUAGUAUUCCACUUGCAAGAAUAGAACUUCUUGAUGAAGUUUCUAUGGGAAUUUCUUGUUCAUACAGCAAAUUAGAUUAUCCUAUAGCCCCUAGUCUUUUUCUUGAAUUCCAUGGGAAUGAAGAAAGUGUGAAAAUUCAAGCAAAAGAAGUUGAAGAUAUAAUUAGAAUGAAUGAUGGCUCAAACUUUAUGUGGUCUGCAAAUGCAGAAGAACGGAAUAAAUUAUGGAAAGCACGGCAUGAAAUCUAUUAUGCAACAUUGGCUCAAAAACCUGGAUGCAAGUCUGUGGUAACUGAUGUUUGUGUGCCUAUUUCAAAACUAACAGAAAUAAUUGUGACAACUAAAGAAGAUAUAAGGAAUUCUGGAUUAUUAGGUUCAAUUGUAGGACAUGUUGGAGAUGGCAACUUUCAUACACAACUGCUAUAUGAUCCUCAGAACAAAGAGGAGUUUGCCAUUGCACAUGAAUUGGAAAACAAAAUUUCACAACGAGCCUUAUCGCUGAAUGGCACUUGUACUGGAGAACAUGGCAUUGGUGUGGGUAAGAUAUCUUUCUUACAAGAUGAACUGGGAGAAAUUGGUAUUCAAACAAUGCAUUCUCUCAAGCAAGCUCUGGAUCCACAAAAUCUCAUGAAUCCAGGAAAAGUUUUAAAACGACAGUUAUAA